Pseudoliparis swirei is the source of this 5329-nucleotide messenger RNA. RefSeq names its product acyl-CoA synthetase long chain family member 3a (gene acsl3a). Gene Ontology annotation, molecular function: long-chain fatty acid-CoA ligase activity. Gene Ontology annotation, cellular component: plasma membrane; endoplasmic reticulum; lipid droplet. The record is from RefSeq and is a predicted model, not a curated record. Gene Ontology annotation, biological process: long-chain fatty-acyl-CoA metabolic process; neuron differentiation; long-chain fatty acid metabolic process. The transcript has 15 exons. Bases 1902 to 4157 code for a protein of 751 amino acids. Lineage: Eukaryota; Metazoa; Chordata; Actinopteri; Perciformes; Liparidae.
AUAUUUUUUUAAUGGUCGUUUCUUUUUAUUUCCUGAUAUUAAAAAAAGAAAUAUAGAAGAUUACACUUCCUGUGUGCUACUAAUGUGUCAUUUAAAGAUGCAUUUAUGUUGCUGUUGCAUCGCCUUCUUUAGACACGAUAUACAGCGUAUGAACAAUAUUUUAUAUAUUUAUACUAAAUGCGGUAAUCACCUCGUGCGGCCAACGCCUAAACAUCGUUUUUGUCACAUAAAUGAAAAUGAAAGUAAUCAUUCACAGCAUCGUUAAAAAAAAAAACAUUUGUUUUGAAAUUCUAAACCGGAAGUGGAUUUGGAUGCUGCAGCCUGAACAUCUGCGGCUCAUUGUUGACAGCGCCGUUAUAACGACAUCUAAAUCCACCAUAUGUUUCUAUUGUUAUCUUCUUAUUUAGGAAUGAUUCAUAAUGUGUAGUUAGCAUUUCAGGAGCUCAUUAUACGUGUUAUUUAAUUUCAUAGAUACGCCUUUUGGUAGACAUAUUUAUACAAUUAUAAUUAUGAAAUGCAAAGACAAAGACAAAAAAGGACACUUUUUAUUUAACAUUUUUUUAUUAAAAAGGCCAGAACUUAAAAUCCGUGUCACCUCACUGCAGGACUUCGUGCACUCACGUGUACGACCUCGACGUGCAUGCGUUUACCUUCCUGGAUCACAUCUGCGAUGCGCAUGCGUAGAGAGUGAGCCGACCUGUCUGGCCACAUGUGCGCACAGUAUACCGAAAGGUGCAGGUCCGGUGGAGAGCUCCGGUGAACGACGCGGACAGAGGCGCUAUUGUGUCUCGCAAGGAAUGGUCCGAUGCGAUUAGAAACACACACACACACACACACACACACACACACACACACACACACACACACACAUUAUCUCAGACGUGCAGCAUUAUUGAUGUUCUAAAACUUUAAAAAAGACACCUUUUAAUACUUUUUUAAUGUAUUUUUAAAAAUGUAUCUGUUGUAUCACAGUAUUUAAGGAGUGUGUUGUCAUGGCUGCCGGUAUAGUUUAUGUUUACACAUAGAAAAGCUGAGAAAAGCUGCAGUCUGAUCCUCAUAAUCCAAACAGAUUGUGUUAAAUCUUAAACUCAGUUGCCCUUUUUGCAACCAUUCGAUUACAGCCUGCAUUAGAGGUAACGUGUGCAAAGCUGUACUGCACCUCUCACACACACACAGACACACACACACACACACACACACACACACACACACACACACACACAAACACACUCGAGACCCGAGUCGUGCGUCGCCGCAGUCGUUGCGCCACAAUGGCCACGCUGAACUCGUUUUGGGAUGCUGCUAUAGGCCGAGUGGGCCGGAAGAUACGAUGACGUCAGCGCACAAAAGAGCCCAUUCACACAAUCUCACACACACACACACACACGCACACGCACACAUACAUCCGCUCACCCCACCACCACGCCAGACCGUGUCACACUAUUACCCAAUUAAUCCAGCCUUUCAAAGCGCCUUCCUGUUGCGCAAAACCACUUUAAAGGUAUAAAAGAGAUUAGAGUCGAGCUGUGUGGCGCAAAGAUUAUAAUCUGCGGGUAAACCGCAAGUCAUCAAAUACAGGUGCGCUGUGGUUGUCGCUUAGGUGCAUCUCUUAUCUUCAUUGGUGCAUUCAGGCUCUCUCUCACGCUCCAACACGUUGCAGCUUCCUGUGUGACGUUAUCUGACAAGUGGGACCUGUCGCCCGAGGCGCUGACGUCAGGCGGUGCUAAAACGAUUAGUGGAUCGAUGAGCAGAGGAUUAAUCAAAAUUCACUGGCAGCUUCGCGGAUCGGGCGUUUCAUCAAUAAAGCAAAAGGAAGGACGAGGAGACAAGGACACGAGGAGACAGAAGGAUACGAGGACAGAGGGACCCACAGUAGGACCCUUGUCUCCUCAGCACUAGCCAUGAAGCAGAAGGAGACCCUGAACCCGGCGCUGCUGCUCCUCUUCCGCCUGGUGGUGUGGCUCUACACCUCCGUCACCUUCCUCCCCUCCUACGUCCUCAGCCGGAUCUGCGGGCCCGGCGGCGCCCGCCGCGGCUCCGAAGAGGAGCGGGCGGCGAGGCCGAAGGCCCGCUCGGCGCCGGGGAGGCCCGAGGGCCCCUACCGGGCGGUGAGCGCCGCCAACGGGCUGGCGACGGCGCUGCACCCCGGGGUGGACACGCUGGACAAGGUGUUCGAGUACGCGGCCACGAGGUUCCCUCACCGGGACUGCCUGGGCACCAGGGAGCUGGUCAGUGAGGAAGACGAGCACCAGGGCAACGGGAAGGUCUUCAAGAAGGUGGUUCUGGGUGAGUACCGCUGGCUCUCCUACCAGGAAGUCCUGGCGGCGGCGUCCCGGCUGGGCAGCGGUCUGGCGGCGCUGGGUCAGCGGCCCAAACACAACGUGGCCAUCUUCUGUGAGACGAGGGCCGAGUGGAUCGUCGCUGCCCAGGCCUGCUUCAUGCACAACUUCCCCUUGGUCACCCUCUACUCCACGCUGGGCGGCCCGGCCAUCGCUCACGGGCUGAACGAGACGCAGGUCACCCACAUCUUCACCAGCAGAGAGCUCCUGGAGACCAGACUCAAGGCUAUCCUGUAUGAAGUUCCGAGGCUGCAGCACAUCAUCGUAGUGGACGACACGCCGACCUCGUGGCCCGGUUAUCCUCGUGGCAUCAGCGUCCACAACAUGGCGGCGGUUCAGAAGCUGGGAGCCCGGCCUGAGAAUGCAUCUCGUGGGCGUAAGCCGCCGCUGCCGUCGGACAUCGCCGUCAUCAUGUACACCAGCGGCUCCACGGGCGUGCCGAAGGGCGUCGUCAUCUCCCACAGCAACAUCAUCGCGGGCAUCACAGGGAUGGCCGAGAGGAUCCCCAACCUGAGCGAGGAGGACACGUACAUCGGAUACCUGCCGCUCGCCCAUGUGCUGGAGCUCAGCGCCGAGCUGGUGAGCGUCGCCCACGGCUGCCGGAUCGGAUACUCGUCACCGCAGACGCUCGCCGACCAGUCAACCAAGAUCAAGAAAGGAAGCAAAGGAGACACCAGCGCCCUGCGGCCCACUCUGAUGGCGGCGGUCCCGGAGAUCAUGGAUCGCAUCUACAAGAACGUGAUGACCAAGGUGGAGGAGAUGAACUGUGUCCAGCGGACGCUCUUCACGCUGGCGUACAACUACAAACUGGAGCAGCUCGCCAAAGGAAACAGCACGCCUCUCUGCGACAGGCUGGUGUUCGGGAAGGUGCGCUCCCUGCUGGGCGGCCGGAUGCGGGUGCUGCUGUCGGGCGGAGCGCCGCUGUCCGCCGCCACGCAGCGCUUCAUGAACGUGUGUCUGUGCUGCCCGGUGGGUCAGGGCUACGGCCUCACGGAGACCUGCGGCGCCGGCACCAUCAGCGAGAUGUGGGAUUACAGCACUGGGAGGGUGGGGGGGCCGCUGGUCUGCUGUGAGAUCAAGCUCAAGGACUGGCUGGAGGGCGGUUACCGUAAAACCGACAAGCCGCACCCGAGGGGAGAGAUCCUGAUCGGAGGCCCCAACGUCACCAUGGGGUACUACAAUAACCAGGAGAGGAACCAGGAGAGGAACCAGGAGAAGAACCAGGAGAAGAACCAGGAGAGGAACCAGGAGAGGAGCCAGGAGAGGAACCAGGAGAAGAACCAGGAGAGGAACCAGGAGGACUUCUUCACCGACGAGGACGGCCAGAGGUGGUUCUGCACCGGAGACGUCGGAGAGUUCCACGGAGACGGCUGCCUCAAGAUCAUUGAUCGUAAGAAGGACUUGGUGAAGCUGCAGGCGGGCGAGUACGUGUCCCUGGGGAAGGUGGAGUCCAUGUUGAAGAACUGCCCUCUGGUCGACAACAUCUGUGCCUACGCCAACAGCGACGAGGCGUACGUGAUUGGCUUCGUGGUGCCCAAUCAGAAGCAGCUGCUGGCGCUGGCCGAGCAGUACGGCAUCAGAGGGCCGUGCGAGGAGCUGUGUGGCAGCGCCGCCAUGGAGGAGCUGGUCCUCAAGGUGCUCACCGAGACCGCCACGGCAGCCCAGCUCGAGCGCUUCGAGACGCCCCGCAAGAUCUGCCUGAGCCCGGACCCCUGGACCCCCGAGACGGGCUUAGUGACGGACGCCUUCAAGCUGAAGCGCAAGGAGCUGAAGACGCGCUACCAGGACGACAUCGAGAGGAUGUACGGCGGGAAGUGACCGGGCGGCGGCGGCAUCGAUGACCCCCCCGAACACCCCCCCUCCCCCCCAUGAACACAAGAGACCCGAAUCUGUAAAGGCAGACCCCCCCCCCCCCCUCUGUAUGUGUCCUCCUCUCCUCCGGGUGUUUGACCUCUUUAUUGUGCCAGAUGUGAGUUAUGAAACGGCUGAUGUCUGUUGAACUCUCCGGUCGGGAUGGGGGGGGGGGGGGACAUGUUUGUUUCCUCGUCGUGUUGAACUCGUUCCUUUAUCUCGCCGUAAAGCUCUCGGCACGCCGUCCUCCUGCAGGCCGGGAGGCGGCGAAGUCUUUCUGGUUCUUUUUUUCCUGUGUUUUCGAGUUCUGGUUUAUUUGGCCUCCCCCCCCCCCCCCAGCAGGCGGGACUGUGACUCACACGGUGGCGGGACGUCUCCCCCCCCCCCCCGUCGGCACAUCUCGAUCCCAAAAGCACAAAGUCAUGAGAAAAAACUAGUCGGUUAAAAAACAAUAACAGCGAUGCCGAAGUCAUUUCACGGCGUAACAACUUGUAUCUUUAUAUCGACGAUGAGGUCGUGGUCCCUUUUUUUGUUUUAUGACAGAUUUCAUCUAAUAUUCUUAUUUAAAAAGAGAAACGAAGAAGCUCUGUUGUGCGGUCCAGUGGAGAAGAGACUUUAUCUUUCACGUGCUCGUCUUACAGAUGUAAUCGUCGUGGAUUAAUGGCCGCCGCGACGCGAGGACGGCUCAAAAUAUCCAAAUAAGGCCGUUCGAUCGCAGACGGCGUCGUAAAUGAAGCGCUCCCGAUGUGGAAAGAAACGAGCGCGCUUUGACGGCUCGAGGCCGUGGGGUUUUGUUUUCUGUGUGUGUGUGUGUGUGUGUGUGUGUGUGUGUGUGUGUGUGUGUGUGUGUGUGUGUGUGUGUGUGUGACUCGUCCCAAGUUGUGUCCGCGGCGGCCAUCAUCCCUCACCACGUGACACCUGUUGCCUUCUCCUGUGAUCCUGAGUCACUGUGAUUCUGUGAGUGUGUGUACAUGUGUAUGUGUGUGUGUGUGUGUGUGUGUAUGUGUGUGUGGUCGGCAACCUCUUCCUCGGAGCUCCGCUCCCUCUCGGCACCGAGAGCGUCCGACUAUUUAUUUGUGAUUUGCCUUUUGGAAAAAAUUACCCGAAACAAAGCGAAUAAAGAUGAGACGUGUUCGGUC